AAUAGAGAAACGAGCUGCUGGAGAGGUAAACAGAUUCCGCUGUCAUUCAUUCAAACAACGCUAGCUGAUAUGAUGGAUAUUCUUAGCUCCUCUGUGUGGAAAAUGUUGUGACAGGAUACAACACCGCUAGUCAUACUCUGUCUUUCGAGAAUGGUCGUUGUUUACGGUCUCAGUUUUUCACAUGCCAGUAAUCCGGUUAGAAGAGAUGUAUUUUGAGAGCUGUCCACGGCUGCUAGACAACUAGCCAAGCUCGUUGCGCCGUAGGAGAUCGGCCGACCUUGACCAGAUGGAUAUCACGAGGCUCGCUGUGGAUGCGGGCGCGUUUAUCAACCGAGCUGUUCAGUAUACGGAGGAAGCUCUGGGACAGGCUGAGAAGACAGAGUUGGACAGCCGGUUGGAGAGUCUCCUGGACAGAGCAGAGUCCACUAAGACCUGGACUGACAAAAUCAUCUCACAGACUGAGACUUUAUUGCAGCCUAACCCUGGAGCUCGUUUAGAGGACUUGUUGUAUAAGGGUCUGGAUUGGAGCGCCCCUGAGAGGCCAACCCCCCACGAGCUGCUGAGUGAAAACAUGAUGGACGCUGCUCUGGAACUGGGGAGACACACACCCUACGGUAGUACUCUGAUUAAGUGUGGGGAGUUGGAGAGGCAGAUCGGGUUGGCGAACAAGAAGCUGAUCCAGAGUACAGACAUCAACUUCCUGUCUCCUCUACGGAGGUUUACUGACCAGGAAUACACAGUCAUACAGAAUGAGCGCAGGCAGCUGGUUAAUAAGCGGUUAGAUCUGGACAUUGCGAAGGCCAGACUGAGAAAGGCACAGGAAGCAGACAGCGAGGCCCGGGGUCUAAAUGCUAACCCAUUAGGAGAGGAGUAUGUAGCUCAUGUCUCCUACAUGUUCAGCUUCCUACGAGUCAGAUGGCUGAAGAUGUGGGCCCAGGAAGUCUCUCAGGCAGAGAUGGAGCUGAGGAUCUCUCAGUGUGUGUUUGACCGACAGUCAGAGAUCACCAGACUACUGCUGGAGGGAAUCAACACUACACAUGCUGCCCAUUUGAGAAGCCUGUCUGACUUUGUAGAAGCUCAGGGUAGCUACUACGCUCAGUGUUGCCAGCUCACACAGGACCUACACACCCAACUGGCCUGCGCUCCCCCUCUGAUCUGCUACAAUAACAACGGGCACUUAGAAACUAACCAACCCUCAACAGGUAACCUGCCCUUAGCAACCAUUCAGCCCCUAGCAACCAGUGACUCUGCAACAACCAACCAGGCAACUAGCCAACCCUUAACAACCACCCAGCCCUUAGCAACAUGUGAGUCUUUGACAACCAUCCAGGCAACUAGCCAACCCCUAUCAACCAACCAGGCAAACAGCCAACCCGUAGCAACCAACCAGACAGCCAAUGAGUCCUCAAAAACCAACAAGUCCUCGACAACCAAUAAGUCCUUGACAAACAACCAGACAAGCAGACAACUCUUAGCAACCACUGGAUCCUCUACAACCAACCAGGCUUUGUCAAUCAUCCAGACAAACAGCCAAGCCCUACAAACCAACCAGGCAACCAGCCAACCCCUACAAACCAACCAGGCAACCAGCCAACCCCUACAAACCAACCAGGCAACCAGCCAACCCCUACAAACCAACCAGGCAAUCCACCAACCCCUACAAACCAACCAGGCAACCAGCCAACCCCUACAAACCAACCAGGCAACCAGCGAACCCCUACAAACCAACCAGGCAACCAGCCAACCUCUGCAAACCAACCAGGCAAUCAGCCAACCCCGGCAAACCAACCAGGCAACCAGCCAACCUCUAGGAACCAACCAGGCAACAAGCCAACCUCUACAAACCAACCAGGAAACCAGACAACCCCUACAAACCAACCAGGCAACAAACCAACCUCUAGGAACCAACAAGGCAACCAGCCAACCCCGACAAACAAACCAGGCAACCAGCCAACCUCUAGGAACCAACCAGGCAACCAGCCUACCUCUACAAACCAACCAGCCAACCAGACAACCCCUACAAACCAACCCGGCAACCAGACAACCUCUAGGAACCAACCAGGCAACCAGCCAAUCCCUACAAACCAUCCAGGCAACCAAUGAGUCCCCAACAACCAAUGUGUUCUCAACAACUAAUGAGUCCUCGACCACCAACCAGGUAACUAACCAGCCCUCGACAUCCAAUCAGGUAACCAACCAAUCUCUAGCAACCAAUGAGUCAUCGACAAAGAACGAGAACUCGACAAACAACCGGGCAACCAGCCAGCCCUUGAAAACCAACCAGGCAACCAGCCAACCCCUACAAACCAACCAGGCAACCAAUGAGUCCCCAACAACCAAUGUAUCCUCAUCAACCAACCAGGCAACAAACCAACCCUUAAAAACCAACCAGGAACUCAUCGAACCCUUAGCAACCAAUGAGUCAUCAACCACCAACCAACCCAUACAAACCAACCCGGCAACCAGACAACCUCUAGGAACCAACCAGGCUACCAGCCAAUCCCUACAAACCAUCCAGGCAACCAAUGAGUCCCCAACAACCAAUGUGUUCUCAACAACUAAUGAGUCCUCGACCACCAACCAGGUAACUAACCAGCCCUCGACUUCCAAUCAGGUAACCAACCAAUCUCUAGCAACCUACCGGACAAACAGCCAGCCCUUAGCAACCAAUAAGUCGUCGACAAACAACGAGAACUCGACAAACAACCGGGCAACCAGCCAGCCCUUGAAAACCAACCAGGCAACCAGCCAACCCCUACAAACCAACCAGGCAACCAAUGAGUCCCCAACAACCAAUGUAUCCUCAUCAACCAACCAGGCAACAAACCAACCCUUGAAAACCAACCAGGAACUCAUCGAACCCUUAGCAACCAAUGAGUCAUCAACCACCAACCAACCCAUACAAACCAACCAGGCAACAGACAGCCCUUGACAAGCAACCAGGAAACUGGUGCACUUAUGUGGCUAUAUUGAAGCAACAUCUCAAGACAUCAGUCAGGAUGUUAAAGCUUGGUCGCAAAUGGGUCUUCCAAAUGGACAAUGACCCCAAGCAUACGUCCAAGGUUAUAGCAAAAUGG
Molecule: messenger RNA, 3077 nt
Organism: Oncorhynchus gorbuscha (pink salmon)
Lineage: Eukaryota; Metazoa; Chordata; Actinopteri; Salmoniformes; Salmonidae
Product: mucin-17-like
Exons: 10
Coding region: 287-2932 (881 amino acids)
Biological process (GO): hemopoiesis; leukocyte tethering or rolling
Cellular component (GO): cytoplasm; plasma membrane
Molecular function (GO): protein binding
Source: RefSeq, a predicted model, not a curated record